Molecule: messenger RNA, 1269 nt
Organism: Priceomyces carsonii
Lineage: Eukaryota; Fungi; Ascomycota; Pichiomycetes; Serinales; Debaryomycetaceae
Product: methionine aminopeptidase
Exons: 1
Coding region: 1-1269 (422 amino acids)
Biological process (GO): proteolysis
Cellular component (GO): cytoplasm
Molecular function (GO): metalloaminopeptidase activity
Source: RefSeq, a predicted model, not a curated record
AUGGUCGUUUCUUCCACCAACGAUCAACCGAAGAAAGCAAUUGAUAGUGUUAAAGAUUCACUUGAGGCACUACAAAUAGGAAAUAGAAAAGGAGACUCGAUUGAAGAUGAAGGCGAGGAAAACGAUGAUGUAGCAAAUGAUUCAACUGACAAAAAGAAGAAAAAGAAGAAAAGUAAGAAGAAGAAGAAGAUAACUAGUAUUGAUAGUUCAUAUCCUGAUGGUGUUUUCCCAGAAGGUGAAUGGCAAGAAUAUCCCUUAGAAAUUAAUAGUUACCGCACUUCAUCGGAAGAACUUAGAUAUCUUGAUAGGCAAAAGAAUAAUCACUGGCAAGACUUUCGUAAGGGAGCCGAAAUACAUAGAAGAGUGCGCCACAAGGCUCGAUCCUCCAUAAAACCGGGAAUGAGUAUGACAGAAAUAGCUGAUAUUAUUGAAAAUUCAAUCAGGGGGUACGUAGCGACUGAUGAUACUUUGAAAGCGGGAAUUGGCUUUCCGACGGGACUUUCGUUGAAUCACGUAGCUGCUCACUACACACCCAAUGCUGGUGAUAAGACUGUUUUGAAUUAUGAAGAUGUUAUGAAAGUAGAUAUUGGCGUCCAUGUUAAUGGACACAUUGUUGAUUCUGCGUUUACGUUGACCUUCGAUGACAAGUACGAUAAUCUUCUUACAGCGGUAAGAGAAGCAACCAAUACUGGUGUCAAAGAAUCUGGAAUUGAUGUCAGAUUGAAUGACAUUGGAGCUGCUGUACAAGAGGUAAUGGAGUCGUAUGAAAUGGAGUUGAAUGGCAAAACUUAUCCGAUAAAAUGCAUAAGAAACUUGAAUGGCCAUAAUAUCGGUGAUUAUGUGAUCCAUUCUGGUAAAACUGUUCCAAUUGUACCAAAUGGGGAUAUGACAAAGAUGGAGGAGGGGGAGACUUUUGCCAUUGAAACCUUUGGAUCGACAGGAAAUGGCUAUGUUUUACCUCAAGGCGAAUGCUCACAUUAUGCAAAGAACAAAGAUGUCGAUGAUAUCAGAAUACCAACAGAAAGAGCAAGGACUCUUUUGAAUACUAUAAACAAGAAUUUCGGAACUCUUCCAUGGUGUCGCAGGUAUCUUGAUAGGACUGGAGAAGAUAAGUAUCUUUUGGCAUUAAACCAGUUGGUCCGUGCCGGAAUAGUUCAAGACUAUCCACCAAUUGUGGAUAUCAAAGGCAGUUAUACUGCUCAAUUUGAACACACAAUACUUUUGCACCCUCAUAAGAAAGAAGUUGUAUCUCGCGGAGAUGACUACUGA